UCCCUUUGGAUCAAGAAAAGUGGUGGACUAAUCCCACAUAUCAUCACCCUCUUCUUAUGUUCAUCCUCUUCUCAUUCAUUCCCAUAAUGAUCAAACUCCAAUAUUAAUCUCAUCAUCCAAUCCAAUCCAAUCCAAUUCAAUCCACCACCUCUUGUCACACCAGCCAUGCUCUUUGCAUUCCCCAAGCUCCGCCGCACAUUGCCGCCCGUCCUCGUCCUCGUCCUCGUCCUCAUCCUCGUCCUCGCCCUCGUAUCCACCUCCCACGCAGCCGACUGCGACGCCCUCGCCUACUUCAAUCUCACCAUCACAGCCUCUCCCCCCCUCAGUUGGUCCAUCUCCGAUGACUGCUGCACAUGGGAGGGCAUUGGCUGCGACGCCUCCGGCCGCGUGAUCACUCUCCGCCUCCCGUCUCGCCGCCUCUCCGGGACAAUCUCCCCUUAUAUAACCAACCUCACCUCCCUAACUCACCUCAGCCUCUCCCACAACUCCCUCUCCGGCCCUCUCCCGGACGGAUUCUUCGCCUCGUUGGCUCGCCUACGUGUCGUUGAUCUGAGCUGGAACCGCCUCACCGGGGAGCUCGACAGACUUCCAGCUCAGAUCAACACAUUCAAUCUGUCAAGCAAUCAUUUUCAUGGAACAUUGCAGCUUUCCUUCUUCCAGCCUGCUCCGGACAUGGACUACUUCGACAUCAGCAAUAACAGCUUCACCGGAACAAUCCCGGCCUUCAUCUGUGGCUUCGCUCCCUCGAUCACGCGCCUCGACUUCACCAACAACGACAUGACAGGCCCGAUCGGUCCGGGAUUCGGGCAGUGCAAGAAUCUUCUUAGCCUGAGAGGAGGAUUCAACCUCCUCUCAGGUCAGAUUCCCGGAGAUAUUUAUGAUCUCCGGGAACUGCAAGAAUUGUCCUUUCCUGGCAACCAGCUCUCAGGACCAAUCGAUCAGAGGAUUCUCAAUCUUAACCACCUUAAAGUCCUCGCCUUGUACGGCAACGGCUUCACCGGACCCAUCCCGCGUGACAUCGGAAAACUGUCCGAAUUGGAAGAGCUGCACCUCCACAUAAACAGCUUCACUGGCACGAUCCCACCCUCUCUAACAAACUGCACAUCCAUCAAAACCUUGAAUUUGCGGGUGAAUCACCUCGAAGGCGAGCUUUCCUCGUUCGACUUCUCGAGCUUCACCCGCCUCCGAUCAGUUGAUCUCGGCAACAACAACUUCAGUGGCACCUUACCAACAACCCUUUUCUCUUGCAAGAUGCUCACCGCAAUCCGCCUCGCCACGAACAAGCUCACCGGAGAGAUACCGCCUGAGAUAGCGUCUCUGCAGUCGCUCUCGUUCCUAUCUCUCUCCAACAACACCUUAACAAACAUGACAACUGCAAUGAAGAUUCUCACCGGGUGCAAGAAUCUCACCACAUUGACCCUCUCAAAGAACUUCUAUAAUGAAGCAAUGCCGGGGGACGAGGCCCUGAUCGCUCCCGGGGCGUUUCAACAACUCCAAAUCCUGGCUCUUGGGGGCUGCUGGUUCACCGGCCCUGUCCCCUUGUGGCUCAAGGGGCUGGUUAAACUCGAGGUUCUCGACUUGUCUUUCAAUAACUUCACGGGCCCUGUUCCCGGUUGGUUCGGGACAUUCCCGAACCUUUUCUACUUAGAUUUGUCGCAUAAUAUGUUAACAGGAUACUUCCCGAUGGAGCUUACUCGAAUGCAGCGGCUAGCAUCAAAGCAGAACCCCGACCAAGUCGACACCACGAGCUUAGAGCUGCCUGUGUUCGUGAGGCCGGACAACGCCUCCAACCUGCAAUAUAGUCAGCUCUCGAACCUUCCAACAGCAUUGUAUCUUGAUUAUAACAACAUCAGUGGCACCAUCCCGGUUGAGAUUGGUCAGUUGAAGUUCAUCAUAGCCCUUGAUCUUAGCUACAACAACUUCUCCGGCAAAAUUCCUGAUACAAUAUCAGGUCUCACUAACUUGGAGAAGCUGGACUUGUCUGGAAAUCACCUCUCCGGCGAAAUCCCGCCAUCGCUGCAGAAUCUCCAUUUCCUGUCGUUUUUCAGUGUUGCACACAAUGAUCUUGAAGGAGCAAUACCUACCGGAGGCCAGUUUGACACGUUCCCGAACACAAGCUUUGAGGGGAAUCUAAGGCUGUGUGGGCGUGUCCUCCAGCGGCCGUGCACUAACAACGAGUCGGGCAGCACGGUACCCUCAGAGGAAAGGAGAGGGAAUAGGAAGAAAACUAUCAUACUGACACUUGUGAUCUCUUCAAGUAUCUUCACCAUGAUUCUACUUCUUUAUUGCAUCUUUUCAAAGAGGAGAGUCCUACAAGUAGGCAAUGGUGAUGAGAAGGAUCUCGACACGAUGUCCUUCAACUCCUCGGGGGUGUUCCCCGAGGUAGCAAGGGACACCAGCCUUGUUAUACUGUUCAGGAAUGACAAUAGCAGAGUGGAGGAUCUCACGAUACUCGAUAUACUGAAGGCCACGGACAACUUCAACCAGUCGAAUAUCAUUGGCUGUGGGGGUUUCGGGUUGGUGUACAAAGCAACUCUUGCCAACGGCACAAAGCUUGCGAUCAAGAAGCUCUCGGGAGACAUGGGGUUGAUGGAUAAGGAAUUCAAAGCAGAAGUGGAAGCCUUAUCCACAGCCCAACACAAGAACUUAGUCACUCUGCAGGGUUACUGCGUGCACGACGGCUUCAGGCUGCUGAUAUACUCUUACAUGGAGAACGGGAGCGUCGACUACUGGCUGCACGAGAAGCCCGAUGGAGCAUCUCAGCUUAGCUGGCCAAUUCGUCUCAAGAUUGCUCAAGGCACGAGCUGUGGGGUGGCUUACAUGCACCAAAUAUGUGAACCGCACAUCGUGCACCGUGACCUCAAGUCCAGUAACAUCCUCCUCGAUCAAAACUUUGUACCACAUGUAGCUGAUUUCGGGCUAGCAAGGUUGAUUCUUCCGUAUCGCACUCAUGUCACCACGGAGCUGGUUGGCACCCUCGGCUACAUUCCACCCGAAUACAGCCAGUCGUGGAUAGCGACCUUUAGAGGGGAUGUCUAUAGCUUUGGAGUCGUAAUGCUCGAGCUGCUAACUGGGAAGAGACCUGUUGAGCUGUUCAAGUCAAAGAUGUCUAGAGAAUUAGUUGUCUGGGUGCAUCAAAUGAGGAGCGAGGGAAGGCAAGAGGAAAUCUUCGACCCUCUCCUAAGAGGGAAAGGCUUUGAGGAAGAGAUGCUGCAAGUGCUUGAUGUUGCUUGUAUGUGUGUCAACCACAAUCCGUUCAAGAGGCCGACUAUAAAAGAAAUCGUUGAUUGGCUGAAAGAUGUAGGAUCCAACAGACAGACUGCAUAAGGUGAAGAACUCGUAAAUACAGAACUAUGAGUUUGCUGUCAAUGCCAACAUAAAUCCAAAAAGUCAUGCUCAUAGAAAAUUUUCCUCCAUUCAUAAGCAGAUUUUGAUGUAAUGUAAGUAUUUUCAUGUUGUAAAUAGAUAAAUUUUGCAUCCAUGAAAAGUCAUGUAUUGAACAAUUUGAUAGGUAGAGCUAAAUGUAGUUUCUUUUACAUGAACAAAUGAAAGUAAUAAUUCUCUUGCAAAA
Molecule: messenger RNA, 3571 nt
Organism: Salvia hispanica
Lineage: Eukaryota; Viridiplantae; Streptophyta; Magnoliopsida; Lamiales; Lamiaceae
Source: RefSeq, a predicted model, not a curated record